Molecule: messenger RNA, 1539 nt
Organism: Naegleria gruberi
Lineage: Eukaryota; Heterolobosea; Eutetramitea; Acrasida; Naegleriidae
Exons: 1
Coding region: 1-1539 (512 amino acids)
Biological process (GO): intracellular signal transduction
Source: RefSeq, a predicted model, not a curated record
AUGAAGCCUCUCUCGGAUCAAGACUUGCUUCUCUACUUUACUAAAUUCAAAAAAGAAAUUAAACCAAGGGAUCAUACCUAUCUAUUCACAAGUUAUGCUAAUUGCUUCUCAGGGAAGGAGGCUGUUAAAACAUUGACUUCUCUCUUUAAUAAUCUUUCAAUGGAGGAUGCUAUUCAAUUAGGAAAUCAAAUGAUUGAGAGGAAAUUGUUUAUUCACGUAACACACGAAUCUUCACAAUUACUCAACAAACGAUACGAGUUUUACAGAUUUACCAACUUUAGGAGAUGUUCAAAGAGAUUGAGUAUUAUGAACGUUACACAAUUCACAUCGAGUCUUGAUGCUUCCUAUCAGAAAGUUAUUCAAGAUGAAUAUAAUAACAAGGGACGAGUUGGAGACAUUAGAAUAUUAUUGGAUGAUGUUUACUUGUCGAGUCAAAACAAUAAUCAAACUGCCACCGGUGGUGCCAUCAGUACUGCGAAUGCAGUCACUUCGAAUAGUGCAGUCCUAUCUCGUUCAAGCUCAUUCUUUUCCUCAGCUUGCGUUCAAUCCUUUUUAAAUGAUGAUAUUGCAUUGGUCAACAACCAAACCAAUGAGACGGAUACUUCAUCACCAGACCAACAGCAAAAUGCCAGUUCAAUAUCCUUAUUUGGAAAGAAAAUAUCUGUACCUCUAAAGAUUAGAAAGAAUUCACAACCUUCCCACCAAAAUUCUCCACCAAUGAGUGGUUCCUUUGAUAAUCCAAACCUUUUGAAAAAAUCUCCAAGAGGAAACAAUAGCCCAUUCACUGGAUUCAGUUCUGAGCUGUCUCCACACCACAAAUCAUCUAGUGCUGAGGAUUUAUACGGAAGAAAAGUGAGACUAAAUGAGUAUGUUGAUGUUAACUCCCUUGGAGUUGGGUCACCACUCAAAUCUAUAGCAACAUCUUCUGCUGAUGAUUCGAGUCCUCUUCAAGACACUCCCUCUCCUCAAAAUGAGAGUAGCGUUGUUUCCUCCUCUCCUAGACGUCAUGGUAUGAUAGCCCGAACAACUUCACAAGAUUUUGAAUUGAAACGUAACUUGGAAGAUAUGGAUUUGGAUUUUGACAAGUUUGCAAAUAUUGAUGAGGUUUUAAAGCAUCCAAAAGCUUGUGCCAUUCUCACCAAAUUUGCAUUUGAUGAAUAUGCAGAGGAAUCAAUUUACUUUUGGAAAGAUUUGAAAGCCUACAAGAAGGAAUCGAGAAUUGAUUGUAAAUUAGAUAUGGCUAUCAAAAUUUUCGAUACCUAUGUGAAUCCAGAUGGUAGCUUGGCUCUUAAUAUUACAAAAAAACAAAUAGUUGAGUGUAGGAGAAAGUAUCUCAAUGCUGAUGAUGAUUGUUUCGAUGAUAUUCAAAAGGAAGUCAAGAUUAUUUUGAAUGAUCUCCUUGACCGUCUUCGUUUGGGUAUUCAACAACAAAAAACCAAUCAAAUUAACAUGCUAAACAGCAAGAGCUCUCUUAUUCCCUCAUCAACUUCCAAUUUGAAAAUGUCUAGAUCUGAUGAAAGUAUAGCCUUUGUCCAAUAA